AUGAUCGAACUUUUCUCGAUUUUCAGUAAAGGAGGAGUUGUAUUAUGGAGUUAUCAGGUUAGUUUGGCGGGAAAUCGUGUUUUUCAAGUUUUUUUUGCAGGAAGGCGAGCAAAAUUUCACAGAUACAAUCAACAAUUUCAUCAAAGAAGUGCUGAUGCAAGAGCGAGGAAAUAGUUUGCAAUUCAAGGAUAAUAAUUAUACCAUGAAAUUUCAAUUGGAUAACGAACUCGAUAUUAUUUACCUGGUUGUCUAUCAGACUAUCGUCAAUCUCACAUAUGCGGAUAAAUUAUUGAAUUUAGUCACCGAAAGUUUCCGCAGAACAUUUUUGAAUGAGCUUCAGGAAAAGGCCGCUCUUUAUAGUGAUACAGAAGAAGUUUUUGCUAGUUAUGAUGAUAGUUUUCAAGGAAUUCUAGCACAAGCUGCUAAGCAUGCGAAAGCCAAUGAAAAUAUUGUGAAGAAGCCAAAAACUUUUCAAGAAUCUGCAAAAUCCCAAAAAACUAUCGAAUCUUUGAUUGUCAGUCGACCAGGGCAGCCGAAAAAGGAGGCAAAGGAGAAGAAGAAACCCGAGCAAAAUUCACCAGGAGGAUCUGAUGGUUAUACAUCUUCUCCACCAGGAAGUCCAGACGAUGAAGUGCGAAAAAGAAGAGAGGAAUUCUUUGCGAAGAAAAGUGGGAAAAAUAGCAGUGCUCCAAGAUCGCCGGAAGAAGAUGUGCAGAAGAAACCAAAGGGAAAACAGGCGAGAGUUUGGGAAUUGAGUGGAAAAGCUAGCGAUGUUGCCUCGUUGGAUCGAUCGAAUCCCGCGGAAAAUGGGGAAAAUGCGCAGAAUGAGGAGGAGAAUAAGUUUGUUGAGAGUAUGCGAGGUCAAAUUGGAUCGCUGAAGGGAGAUUUGAAAUCGCUUCAGGAAUCGGAUGAUGAGGAAGAAGAGGAAGAACAAACACAGUGAGUUCUAGAGGUUUCUGAUGAAAAUUGACCGAAAACUCACGAAAACUCAAAAAAAACUCAAAAAAUUUCGAAAAAACAUUAGUUUUUCAGGGUUUUUCAGCCAAAAAUGAUGAAAAAUCGAUAUUUUUCAAGAUUCUGCAGUAAUUUCUGAUGAAAAUUGACUUUCCAGAAGGUUUUGCUGAUUUUUCGUAAAAUAAAAAAUUUGAUGAAGCUUAUUUUCAUCAGAAAAAACAAAAAUGAUGAAAAAUCGAUAUUUUUUAAGCUUCUGCAGUAAUUUCUGAUGAAAAUAAGCUUCGAGAACCCUAUUUUUGCUUUAUUUUGUGAAUUUUUUUCGAAAUUCCUCGAGAAAAAUCAGCAAAACCUUCUGGAAAGUGAAUUCCAAGAUCAAUUUUUAUCAGAAAUCACACCAGAAGCUUGAAAAAUAUCGAUUUUUCAUCAUUUUUGACUGAAAAACCUUGAAAAACUAAUGGUUUUUCGACAUUUUUUGACUUUUUGAGCUUUCAAUGUUGAAAAACAUUUUUCUGUCACUGAAAAAAUAAAAAUAAAUUUUCAGAGUUGUUAAAUCUUCUGGAGGAUGGUUUGGAAUGAUUAAGGGACUUGUUGGAGAAAAGAAGUUGAAUAUUGAGGAUUUGCAACCGCUUGUUGAAAAAAUGAGAGAUAAUUUGAUUAGUGAGUUUUUUUGUAAUUGGAAAAUUCAUGUUUUUGACCCGAAAAACUGCAAAUCUCAACUCCUAACAUGAGUUAUGACGUGGCAAAAUCGGGAAAUUUUGAAAAAUCCGAAUUUCCUGGAGUGAUUUGAGACGAAAUAAAAUUAAUUUAAAAAAAUUUUGAAUCAGAAAAUGUCAAAAACUAUAUUUUUCCAAUUUUUUCAUUUUUUGUGGAUAAAAAUUGCGAAAAUUAAGAAAAAAUAUGAUUUUUUGGCAUAUUCUGAACCUAAUUUUUAAAAAAUAAUUUCUUGAAUCACCCCAGAAAAUUCGGAUUUUUCGAAAAUUUUCAAAUUUUGCCACGUCAUAACUCAUUUUAGAAAUAGCAGGUCAAAAUUUACUAGAGAAAAUCUCAAAUGAAAAUUUUAAAAUUUGAAAAUUUCGAGCCGUUGUCAAAAAUUGCAAAACUCGACUCCUAAUAUGAGUUAUGACGUUGCAAAGUUGGAAAAUUUUGAAAAAAAAUCCGAAAUUUUUUUUUUUGAAAAAAAUUUCAAUUCAGAAAAUUGGAAAAAUAUAGUUUUUGAUAUUUUCUGAAUCAAAUCUUUUUCAAAAAAAGUUUUUAAUGAACUUUUUUCGAAUUUUCAAAUUUUGCCACGUCAUAACUCAUUUUAGAAAUAGCAGGGCAAAAUUUACUAGAGAAAAUCUCAAAUGAAAAUUUUAAAAUUCAAAAUUUUGACCCGUUGUCAAAAAUUACAAAGCUCGGCUCCUAAUAUGAGUUAUGACGUGGCAAAGUUGGAAAAUUUUGAAAAAAAAAAUCCGGAUUUUUUUUUUGAAAAAAAAUUUCGAUUCAGAAAAUGUCAAGAAAGUUCGACUUGAAUCACCCCAGAAAAUUCGGAAUUUUCGAAAUUAAUAAAUUUAGCUACGUCAUAUCAUAUUAGCAGGUCAAAAUUUACAUGAAUUUCGUUAAAAAUCUCAAAUUAGCUUUAAAAUUCAAAAAUUUCCAGUGAAAAACGUUGCUGCUGAACCAGCCGAAAAGAUCUGCCAAUCAGUAGUCUCAAAACUCGAAGGAAAAGUCGUCAACAAUUUCUCAAGAGUGGCACAAGAAGUCAAAACAGCAGUAAGAGAAUCGCUCGUCCAAUUGCUCACUCCAAAACACCGUGUCGAUAUUCUCCGAGACGUUUUGGAAGCCAAAAGAGAUCAACGUCCCUACGUCAUUGUGUUUUGCGGUGUAAACGGUGUUGGCAAAUCGACAAACCUGGCCAAAAUCACAUUUUGGUUGACUGAGAAUAAACAUCGUGUUCUAAUCGCUGCUGGUGAUACAUUCCGUGCUGGAGCUGUUGAACAACUUCGAACACAUACACGACAUCUCAACGCGCUUCAUCCGAAUAGUGUGCAUUUGUAUGAGCAAGGUUAUGGUAAAGAUGCGGCGGCGAUUGGAGCGGCUGCGAUUAAAAUUGCGGCUGAAAGAGGUCUUGAUGUUGUGUUGAUUGAUACGGCUGGAAGAAUGCAGGAUAAUGAGCCGCUGAUGAGAGAAUUGGCCAAAUUGAUUAGGAUUAAUGAGCCGGAUUUGGUAUUGUUUGUUGGUGAAGCUUUGGUUGGAAAUGAGGCGGUUGAUCAACUUGUGAAAUUUAAUGAAGCGUUGGCGAAUCACGCGUCGCCUGGACAAAAACCACGACUUAUUGAUGGAAUUGUUUUGACCAAAUUUGAUACGAUUGAUGAUAAGGUGAGCGACCUAGAAAUGAUGGUUUUCAAGCAAUCGCGCCUAGAAAUUAUUGUUGUCAAGGGGUUGCGCCUUGAGCUCCAUUCUGUCAAGGAGCCACGGCUUGAGAGCUUAAAGGACAAGUAGCCGCGCCUUGAAAGUUCUAUUGUCAAGGGUUUGCGUCUAGAAAAAAAGUAGCCGCGCCUAGAGAUUCUGGUUUUCAAGUAGCCAAGCUUAGAGAUUCAUUUUGUCAAGGAGCCGCGUCUAGAGCUCCAUUCUGUCAAGCAACCGCGCCUAGGAAAUCUAGUAGUCAAGUAGCCAAGCCUAGAGAACGUAUUUUUCAAGGGUUUGCGCCUACAGAUCAUCUUUCGCAAGCAACCACGCCUAGGAAAUCUAGUAGUCAAGUAGCCCAGCUUAGAAAUCCUUUUUUUCAAGUAGCCGUGCCUAGAGAUCCUAAUUGUCUAGGACUCGCGUCUAGAGCUUCAUUCUGUCAAGCAACCGCGCCUAGGAAAUCUAGUAGUCAAGUAGCCAAGCUUAGAGAACGUAUUUUUCAAGGGUUUUCGCCUACAGAUCAUCUUUCUCAAGCAACCGCGCCUUGAGAGCUUCAAUGACAAGUAGCCGCGCCUAGGACUUUUAGAGAUAAAAUAGUCGCGCCUAGAUAUCCUCGUUUUCAAGUAGCUGCGCCGAGAAAUCAAAUUUUUCAAGCAACAGCGCCUAGAAAUUCAGCAAAUUCCUAAUAUGAGCAAUCCUGCUCCAAAAUAAUUAGAAAAUCCCGAAAUUUUCAAAUUUCCAGGUUGGCGCUGCUGUCUCAAUGACCUAUAUCACUGGCCAACCAAUCGUAUUUGUUGGAUGCGGUCAAACAUAUGCGGAUCUUCGAAAUCUGAACGUCGGCGCAGUUGUCAAUUCACUUCUCAGCUAA
Molecule: messenger RNA, 4204 nt
Organism: Caenorhabditis angaria
Lineage: Eukaryota; Metazoa; Nematoda; Chromadorea; Rhabditida; Rhabditidae
Source: the annotation of a GenBank genome assembly